Messenger RNA from Fraxinus pennsylvanica, 366 nucleotides. The record is from the annotation of a GenBank genome assembly. NCBI's taxonomy places the organism in Eukaryota, Viridiplantae, Streptophyta, Magnoliopsida, Lamiales, Oleaceae.
AUGAUUGUAACAUCUGCGCUUAUUAUAUGGAAAGGGUUAAUGUGCAUCACUGGUAGUGAAUCACCAGUUGUUGUUGUGCUCUCUGGAAGCAUGGAACCUAGCUUUAAAAGGGGUGACAUCUUGUUCUUAGACAUGAGUAAGGACCCUAUUCGGGCAGGGGAGAUUGUGGUGUUUAAUGUUGAUGGGCGUGAAAUUCCUAUUGUCCACCGAGUCAUUAAGGUUCACGAGCGCCAAGACACAGGAGAAGUUGAUAUCCUGACAAAAGGAGAUAAUAAUUUUGGGGACGACAGGCUUCUGUAUGCUCACGGUCAGCUCUGGCUGCAAAGGCAUCAUAUUAUGGGAAGAGCUGUUGGAUUUCUGCCCUAG